AUGAAGUUGACUCCCAUAAAGGUCAGAGGCAAACGUGGCAAAGCCGCCACUUCCAAAGCAACAUCGACCCAGAAACCGCCGCAAAAAAGACCUUCACGGCUUGCGGCACGUUUGGCUACUAAGCGCAGAUCUCUGAUAGAGCUUAAUCUGCCACUCGAAAUCCUUGAACGCAUAUUCAUCUUCAGCGAGAACUUGAACUUCCCCCGCGCUAGCCCCUAUCUUGGUCGCAUGCUCUCUGGCCGUUCGACACUAGUCAACCUGAUUAUUGCCGCUUUUCAUGCUACCUGGGACUGUUGGUUUGGUGUCGACAAACGUACGAUCAAAACGGUUCUGAAGCGCAGCACAACAAAUGAGUCGAGGUCACUCAGUCAACUGGAAAACUUCCCUGAACUCUUCCCAGGGGACCCUGAGCUUCAAUCAGCUGUACUAGCUAGCCCUUGGAUCAACGUGGAUAUCAUUUUCCAGGCCCGGCAGAUAUGGGCCUGGCGUUUCGCUCGUGAUAGAUGGUACUCACAUACUCAUGCCAGUUUGAAAGACGAGGAACCAGACGACAACAAACCGUUGGAUUCUCCUCACGACCGUAGUGGCGGGUUUGGUCAUUUCGACUCAAAAGACUGUUUCGAGUAUGACUGGCUUCUUUACGGUCUCGAUGGCGCCAAACCCCCUCUUGGCUUUUAUGUCGAUGUACACCCCAAAGCCACAAUACCCGAUGAUCUCAUUACUGGGCCUUGGACACCUGAACAGCAAAGACUUCUGUUCUGGCUCCGGAGAGGCGGCGCCAAGAUCCAGUCUGAAACACAAACUUGGGAGACACUCCGAACAGGCUUGCAAAAUGCUGUCACACAUCGAAACCCUGGAAGCCUAGAUGGUCGCCUCAUGCAGACCCUAUUACUGUUGGAUGACUUUUUUCCUUCGCAAACCCUGGACGAGAGACAAUCUCUCUGGCCCGUAGACGUUUUGGAAGAAGAGCAUGCGAAAGUAGAAAACCUUGUCAGCGCGCGGGAACGCAGUAGUGCCGGACCGCUAUAUGAGCUCACUGAGCUUGAAAGACGAAUGUUUAACUACCACCGUCGCGAAGUUGACCUCUUGACAUCGAGGUUAAGUCGGUAUGAUCGUAUGACACCUCACUCAAUGAUGGCCGUUGGACUUAUAACCCGCCCUAGGAACCAUUGA
This is a messenger RNA of Colletotrichum truncatum, 1173 nucleotides long. RefSeq names its product actin cortical patch protein. Lineage: Eukaryota; Fungi; Ascomycota; Sordariomycetes; Glomerellales; Glomerellaceae. The record is from RefSeq and is a predicted model, not a curated record.